AUGGUGGAGCCUGGCCCUCCGGUCUCCAGCAGCGCUCCCAGUCCCAAAGGGGUGAGGCCGGUUGCUGAGACUGAGCCAAGAGGCCAAAGCAUGGGCCCAGAAGAGGGCCCCAGCCGCCACCGGCCGGGCCUCCUAAGUCCCUGGGAGCAAGGCCUGGGGUGCGCAGAGGCCAAGCCGGCCCGGCCUGCGCUGAGCCCCCGGGAGGCCUCCCUGUGCCCGCCGGGCCAGGGCUCCGCGGGACCCCGGCGGCCCGGCCCUUGCGCCCCGCGCGGCCGGCCGAGCCCUGCGCCCCGGGGCGCGGUGCUGGUGCAGCGGGAGAAGGACCUGGCGGCCUACAACUGGAACUCCUUCGGCCUGCGCUACGGGAAGCGGCUGGCGGCGCCCGGGAGCCGCAGGGGCUCACCGUGA
This is a messenger RNA of Dipodomys spectabilis (banner-tailed kangaroo rat), 408 nucleotides long. It is a transcript of the gene Kiss1, whose product is annotated as KiSS-1 metastasis suppressor. Gene Ontology annotation, biological process: positive regulation of cytosolic calcium ion concentration; G protein-coupled receptor signaling pathway. Bases 1 to 408 code for a protein of 135 amino acids. NCBI's taxonomy places the organism in Eukaryota, Metazoa, Chordata, Mammalia, Rodentia, Heteromyidae. The transcript has 2 exons. Gene Ontology annotation, molecular function: kisspeptin receptor binding. The record is from RefSeq and is a predicted model, not a curated record. Gene Ontology annotation, cellular component: neuron projection.